Benincasa hispida (wax gourd) is the source of this 4068-nucleotide messenger RNA. RefSeq names its product zinc ion binding protein. The record is from RefSeq and is a predicted model, not a curated record. Lineage: Eukaryota; Viridiplantae; Streptophyta; Magnoliopsida; Cucurbitales; Cucurbitaceae.
UUUGUCCCAAAAAUCUUUAAAUUAAAAACUUAUCCUAAAUAUGCUUAAAGUUAAACCUCCUAAGAUUGUCCUAUUUUUGGCUUGGACGUUCUUCUGAAGCCUCACCGCCUCCGGUGGUUCUUUCUUCUCUGUUCCUUUCUUCUCUCGCUCAGAUACACAGCUUUCAGCUCCUCGUCUCCAUCAUUCAAUUCUCAGAGCAUAUCCGAAACCAAUCUCGAUUCUAUGAGCAUUUCCGGAAUCCUUUUUGGUUUUCCGGUAGUCGGACAACAGUGGAUUGCGUUCCACCGGGGGCGAUUGAGUGGGAAGAACUGGCUACACAGGGCGAGUUUCAUUUGAUAAGACAUCAAGUUGCAGCGGGUGGUUUUCUGAUCAGACAAUGGCCAGAUGGGACGAAAUUUUUUCUCUUCCAGUACAGAAUCCGCCAACCUUGGAAUUUUCUUCUGCUGAUCUUGUGUGGUCUAAGGUAGAAGGAUGGCGUGACAACAUGGAUAGAGUUGCUGUAAUCCCUUUUGCUAGAGUUGAUGAUUUUGUACGUGGUGAGUCUUCAAAUAAAGAAUGUCCAACCAGAUUUCAUGUUGAAGCGAGGCGACGACGAGCAUUGAAAGCACCUUUCAAGGCAAAGGUUGAUGGUGUACUGGAAUAUAUUUUGUAUUGGUGUUCGUUUGGACCUGAUGACCACAGGAAAGGGGGAGUGAUACGACCCAGUAGAAGUACUUAUGUACCAAAGAAGAAAAAUGCUGGACGGCCAAACACUAAAAGGGGUUGCACCUGCCACUUUAUUGUCAAACGCUUAAUUGCUGAACCAUCUAUUGCACUGAUCAUAUAUAAUGAAGAUAAGCAUGUAGAUAAAAAGGGGUUGCCAUGCCAUGGUCCUCGAGACAAAGAGGCUGAAGGUACUCGUGCUAUGUUUGCACCCUACAUCUCUGAAGAUCUUCGUCUACGUGUAUUGUCGCUUCUAUAUGUUGGUGUUUCUGUGGAGACCAUUAUGCAAAGACAUAAUGAAUCGGUGGAGAAACAGGGUGGUCCAUGCAACCGUGAUGACCUUUUAACCCAUCGAUAUGUAAGAAGACAGGAGAGAAGCAUCAGACGUUCCACUCAUGAACUUGAUGAAGAUGAUGCAGUAAGUUUAUCUAUGUGGGUUGAAGGCCACCGAAGUAAUGUCUUCUUUUAUGAAGAUUUUACUGAUACGGACACCUUUACCUUGGGAAUUCAAACGGAAUGGCAAUUGCAACAAAUGAUAAGAUUUGGCAAUCGUGGCCUUCUUGCAUCAGAUUCCAGGUUUGGAACAAACAAGUUGAAGUAUCCAGUUCAUAGUCUGGUAGUAUUCAAUUUAGACUACAACGCAAUUCCAGUAGCUUGGAUUAUAUCACCGAGAUUUGCUAGUGGGGAUGCCCAUAGGUGGAUGAGGGCUCUUCAUAGUAGAGUUCAAACCAAAGAUCCUUCAUGGAAGUUGGCUGGUUUUGUUGUGGAUGAUCCUCUUGUUGAUGCACAGACAAUAAGGGAGAUAUUUCAGUGUUCUAUUUUAUUAAGCUUCUGGCGGGUCCGCCAUGCAUGGCAUAAAAACAUACAGAAGAAAUGUGCAGAAAAUGAUAAACGAGCUGAGAUAUUAAGACAACUUGGGAAAGCAGUGGAUGGAGUUUGCCGAGGUGAUGAAAAUGUGGAUUCAUUUGAACUGCUGAUUAAAGAUCAAGUUGAUGAUCCAGAAUUUAUUGACUACUUUAAAGCAACCUGGUGUCCGAGACUAGGUAUGUGGACUACUGCACUAAAAAACCUUCCACUCACCAGUCUUGAAACAUGUGCUGCAAUGGAGUUUUACCACAGCCAGUUGAAGCUCAGAUUGCUGAAUGAGAAAGAUAGUGCUGUUUAUCAGCGUACAGACUGGUUGGUCGACAAGCUGGGUACAAAGGUACAUUCUUACUUUUGGCUUGAUGAGUACUCGGAGAAGAAUAAUUUUUCUCGGUAUUGGAAAGAUGAGUGGAUGAGUGGUUUGACAUAUUGGCGCAGAGCAUUGAGAAUUCCAGACUCUGAUGUUAUCAUUGAAGAUGGCAUUGCAAAAGUUACCGACCAAAUUACUCGAGACAGGAAAUUUGUUGUUUGGAAUCCUGGUUCGCAGUUUGGUAUUUGUGAUUGCCAAUGGGCAGAAAUGGGUAAUCUAUGUGACCAUAUGUGCAAAGUUAUUAACGUAUGCCGUAAAAAAGGGACUACAAGGCCAUCAGUAAGCUUAUUACAGUACCAGCAGGUAUUGACCAACAUGCUACGUUGUCCACCUCAUGAUUCUUUAAUACGUGAUCAUGCUGUAUCCUUUGCAAUGUCUGUCCAGAAGCAGUUGAAUGCACUAAUCAGUAUGGGAAGCGACCUAGAAUCUAGGAGUCCUUGUCGGGACCAUAUGAUAAAAACCCUGGAACAUCAAACUGAUAGGGAAGUUACUGGGGACACAGAAUUUUUGAGGGAUAAUGUACUUAGAAACAAGUCCGAGUUGAAUCAACACGAGAAUGACUGUGCCUCUGGACAGGAAGCUUCUAAUAAUAUUACUGAUAACUCUAGUAGCGAGCUUGUUGAUUUAACUGUGACUGGAAACCGUGUGGAUGGUGAAACUGCUGGGCGAGAAUGUCCUUGUACUGAGAUGGAUAUCGAUACAACUUCAAUCUGUAUAUCGCCACAUCGUCUAAAUACUGUUGAAGAGGUUGUAGGUGGGAAUUCCUUCCGCCAAAGUAAAAAUAGAGUACAAAUUGAUAUGGAGUUUGAUAGUCUACCUUAUGGUUUCAAUACUGUCUGUAAUUUAAAUAAAUUUGUAGACAAUCAACGUCAACAAGAAAAGAUAGAAGUAGAUCCAUCACCUAUAAAUGAUCCUUUAACAGCAGCCGAUUUUGCGAACCAGUGCAUGAUGAAUUCUCAGAAUGGUAUUCUCAGGGAUGGUCCUGAGACCACUAUUGCGUCAUAAAAGGUUAUACCAUUCAGAUAUGAACUCUGGGAACUCCAGGCUCAAGAAUGCUGUUGUGAUCUAAAACUUGCAGGGCUAUGUGAACAAAUGUUGGUCCUAAAUUCUUCACGGCCCCAUUCUUCCCACGUUUAAUAAUUAAGCUGUUCGCAAUUUAACAGCAAUUCAUUCUCCAUCUCAUCUGCCUGGCCACAGUAAGAUUUCACUUUAAUCUAUCAAUGAUGGUUUGAUGAGGUUUGUGGAUUGAUAAAAUUUCAUUGGACAGAGAGAGGUCAAGGCCCCUGAACUAAGAAGUUUCAGACCACCUGCCAGAUAUGAUAUUUUUCAAAGUUACAACUCCGAAUAUGAAAGCAUGAGAUUCUUUCUUCAAUUCCACAGGGCCAGCCAUGGCCGUGUCUUAGUAGGGUCUGAACAUUGCUACCUGGGAUGCUCAACUCUCUGGAUGUUCCUACAUGAAUAAUGAUUUUUUGUUUUACAAAUAAAGUACUAUUGUACAGUCAGCCACUGGAAAAUGAAAUUAGAUGACAUGUGGUAGAGUUUACUAGAGAUGUGGAACAGUAAAUUCGGUUCCUCUCAUGUUCACAUAUGGUUACUUAACCUUCAGUGAAGAUGAAUAGACAGUGGAAUAUCCAUAGGUGAAGGUGAAGAUGCCAUUUCAUGUUCUUACUGUUCUUGAGUUCUAUUGUGAAAGAUUUGACUGAAUAUGGUUUGGCAUUGCUGCAUACUAACAAUAGAAAGCAGGCAGAAAUUCGACACGAAUUGCUGGGAUCAUUACUUUAGGCUCUGCUUGUUAAACUUUACUUGAUCAAACUGAUGUUACAACCAGAUUUGUUGAUUUGCCCGAAGUCUCGGAGGCUUGUGUAGUUUGUUAUCGACCUAGUUUGUACGGUGGAGGUGAAAACAGAGCAGCAAAAGUUAAACAGCAUAGAGCUGAUCCAAUUUUGGCCAAAUGCGAUAAUUGAUUUGUCCAUAGCAACGAGUUCAAAAUCCUUCUGAGAUCACUGACUUAUGUUUUUUGUUUAAUUUCCUUAUUAAAUCUCGUGGGUUCUGGAAUUUUUCUUAAAUUAAAUGACGGGCUGACAAUGACCAGAGGAUCAAUAUACUGCAGUUUGAUGCUGAAGUUUUGUGAA